UUUUGACUCAGUACCCGAGGGUAUUGAUCAAAGAUAGAUAAACUUCAUCUGUGGACCCACCGAUUUGCAACAACAAUCCAUCCGUCCAUAUCCCACGUCCAAGCCUCAACGCCUCGAGGCUUGUAACGUGUUCACGCAAAUACCCAGUCCUGAUGGUACUAUAGCAGUGGUAAGUUUUCCGUGAAAGUUCACCUCCGGUAUAGCCUCGGGCCGGGUGUUAUACCACCUUUCCCCUUGAAUGUCAUCUCUGCGAGUCUCCAAAGCUUUGCUGAAUAACCACUCACGAUUAAUGUCCUCAAUGCCAAGUACCAAAUUGCACAAAUUCGUCCUAUUCGCUCCAGACGCCAAAGAUUCCCUUCGGUCCACCGUCCAAAAACAACACCGUGAAGCGAUCGCGCCUUUCGUUCAGUCUGGCGUCGUCAAGGUCGCUGGAAUGACGGUGACACCAGAAUCAGUCGAAUCUGAAAACGCGACUGUGAAGCCAUUUGGGUCGUGUAUUAUAUACGAGGCUGCAAACAUAGAUGUAGUAAGAAAGAUGGUGGAAUCUGAUAUCUACUAUACCUCUGGUGUGUGGGACCGGGAAAAGCUAGUUCUCGUACCCUUUCUCCCUGUCACGUCGUUCCCGUAGAAUGAGUUAUCCGACUAGGGCGUUGAUUUAAGCGGAGAAUCACGAAUAAGACUCAAUCUGCAGCACAUAGUGUAUGUAGGCUUGGAUAGAGCUUGUGUGAAUAGGAAUAGGAAUUAUUUGGGAAUUAUGCUCAAUGACGAGAGAAAGGC
Molecule: messenger RNA, 777 nt
Organism: Lentinula edodes (shiitake mushroom)
Lineage: Eukaryota; Fungi; Basidiomycota; Agaricomycetes; Agaricales; Omphalotaceae
Exons: 3
Coding region: 239-628 (129 amino acids)
Source: RefSeq, a predicted model, not a curated record